GUUUCUAAACAAUAAUCGGUUUAAAAUAAAAUAAAUGUUUUUACAUGAAAAAUCAGGAUUUUUCGUUUGUUUUAGACAUUUUUGGUUUGUUUCUAUGAUCUUUAUCAUAAACAAUUUAAUCUUAAACAAUUACUAUGUAGCUGUCACAUAUGGGUAUUGACAAUGGUAUUGUGAAUUUGUGAGCUCCACACUUCACAAGAAGGAAACAAUCAGAUCAACUUCAAGACUGUGGAAAUAACAACAAACUCACCACAAUAUCUGUUUAAUUUGAAAUCUACUUGUAUCAUGUAGCAAAGUAUCGCUUCUUUAGAACACACUGGCCGCACAUACAUUCAAAAAGAUUUAUUUUAUUGUGUAAUUUAGUCGCUAUCUUUUAGAUUAAAUAUAAACGAUACAGGUUGCUUAUCUCUCACUAAGAAACCAUUAAAGUGUAUCACCAUUCACACACCGGCAGCGAGUCAUGCACAUCGUUAUCUAUUCAGGCAAACAGUAUUUAACAAAUCGAGUAUUUCAUUUAGUCUCAUACAUGAUCGUUUCGCGGUAUACCGUUUAGGUCGAUCGACGAAGAUUCACCUUGUUUAGGCGCGCGCGAGACCAGAACGAAGAUGUGGGGCGUGCAGCGACGCGUGGCCCUCGACGUGGCCAUGGUGUGCUGGGGGCUGGGCACCUGGCUGGGAGUCAACGGGCUGUACGUGCAGCUGCCCCUGCUGGUGGAGCGGCUGCCCGAGGGCUGGGCGCUGCCGGCCGGCAUGACGCUCGCGGUGCAGCUCGCCAACGUCGGCCCGCUGCUGUACGCCGCGCUGCGCAGCCUGCUGCCCUCCCUCGCCGAGAACCUCUGCAUCUACGCGCUGCUGCUCGUCGGCGCCCUCGCGCUCCUGCUCAACGCGUUCCUCCACCCGCAGACCGCGGUGGUGGGCGGCACCGAGCGGUCGGUCGCCUUCCUCGCGCUCACCUUCUUCGCCGGCCUCGUCGGCUGCACCAGCUCGGUGCUGUUCUACCCGUACCUGAGGCACUACCGGGACGUGUACCUGGCGACGUACCUCGUCGGGGAGGGCCUCAGCGGGUUCGCGCCGAGCGUGCUGGCGCUCGUGCAGGGCGUCGGCGGCGAGCCGGAGUGCGUGCCCUCUCCGGACAACUCGACGCUCGCGGCGGUGUACCCGCCGCCGCGGUUCGACUCCACCGUGUUCAUGGCGGUGCUGAGUGCGCUCGCGGCGCUGAGCCUGGUCGGCUUCGCGUCGGUGGACCGGUGCUCGGCGUUCCGGACGGAGCGCGCGGCGCCGACGGCGCUGGCGAAGAGCUCGGAGGCGGAGGCGGAGGCGGAGGCGGAGGCGGCGGCCGGGUCGCUGCUGCGGCCGCAGUGGGUGGCGCUGCUGGCGCUGAUGCUGGCGCUGAACGCGCUCAUGAACGGCGUGCUGCCGUCGGUGCAGUCGUACUCGUGCAUGCCGUACGGCGCGCGCGCGUACCACCUGGCGGCGGCGCUGGGCACGGUGGCCAACCCUCUGGCGUGCCUGGCAGGGGUGUGGCUGCGGCCGCUGUCGGCGCCGGCGCUGGGCGCGCUGCUGGCGCUGGCGCUGCCUCCGCUCGGGUACAUUCUCGCCACGGCGCUGCUCAGCCCCGCGCCGCCGCUCCUGCACUCGCCCGGUGGGGAAUUCUUGGUGGUGUUGUCGUGGGUAGUGGUGACGGGCGUGGUGUCGUACGGCCGCAUGUGGGUGUACGGGUGGGCGCGGCGCGGGGGCGCGGGCGGCAUGCGGGCCACGGGCGGCGUCACGCAGGCGGGCUCCGCGCUCGGAUCCCUGCUCAUGUUCGCGCUCGUCACAUACACGCGACUCUUCACGCAGCCCCAGGCCUGCCCCGACCCGGUCACCUUGACCCAGCGCUCCUAGAACUAUCAACUUGAAGACUCUUCAGUCGCGAGAAUUUCGACGAUGGAUGGUGCGGCUGCGAGUACCUUUUUUUUGUGUCUGGAAAAUGCCUUACGCAUUCUUCGACCACUGGGAGAGCGAGAAGAAGGUAUGCGGGACUCCUCCCUGUCCUCUUCGGCCAGCCCUGGAGCUCGCUGAUGUGAACAGGGCCACUGAAAACCAGACAAUACUCCUGCACCGUCCCCCGACACGCACUAUGAGGACCGCGGUCCCCCUAGUGCGUGCCGAGAGGGCGGGUGUGGUCGCGAACCCGUCUCCGAAUGGCCGCGCACCCGCCAGGUCGGCUGCGAGUACCUCGGCUUCGGUGAAGGUUCUUCGUUCGCGAGGUAUAGAUGUGUUCAAAUGUUACACCGCGAAUUAUAUAUUUUUUUGAAAGACAUUUUUAUUAUGAUUCUCGAUGGAGAAUCGGCCAUCCGAGUGCUGAGCGCUGGAAAACGUUAAAUAAACCUCGAAUAGAGCUUUUACCGUUUAAUACGGGAUCUCGGCCAAACCCGGUGAAGGUCACCCGCGACUAGUGUUGCCAGGUGUCCCGAUUUGCGCGGGAACUCGCGGUUUUCAGGGGUCUGGGGACGCGUCCCGAUUUGGACCUGACGGGGACGCUAAAUGUCCCGAUUAAUCAAAAAAUAAAAUUUAGCUAAUUAAUGUAAUAUAUACUUGCACUAGUACUUUAAAACGCAAUAAAUUAAAUUCAGACUUGUUUUUUGUUUACUGUCCCAAUCUACAACCCUGAAACCUAUUUUUUUGACCUCAUGUACCGAUUUAAAACAAACCGGACCUGGCAACACUACCCGCGACCUAUAGCUUAGUUUAAACUACUUAAUUCAUAAGUGUACAAGACUUUAUGUUUUGAUAUUUCACUCUAUACGUAGCGAUGACAGCGCCUUCAUUCGUUAUGUUACAAUGAAGUACUUAAUAGUAUUUAUUUAUAUUAUAGUUUCCGUUGACUUCUAAUUCCCUGUAUAUUAUUAUAUAUUAAUUUACUUUAUCUAUAUCCAUGCUUUAAAAUCUCUAUUAAAGCUUCUGAUACAGUUAACUUAUUUCCAACAUUAAAACUUCCAGUCAUAAUUAAAAAAAAAAACAAUAUAAACCGUUUAUGUUUUUAACACGCUUUUAUAAGGUCGACCUAUGUAUAACUAUGUAAUGGAAUCUCAGAAUCUGAAUUACACGUAGUUCUAAUUCUUGUAUCAUCAUGAAACUUGGCAAUUAUAUGUAGAUUAGAUCAUCAUCAUCAUCAUCAUUUCAGCCGAAAGACGUCCACUGUUGGACAUAGGCCUCCCCCAUGGAUUUCCACAACGAUCGGUCCCAUGCUGCCCGCAUCCAGCGGCUUCCCGCGACCUUUACCAGAUCGUCGGUCCACCUUGGGGGGGGGGGGGGGGGGGGGGGGGGGGGGCUGCCAACACUGCGUCUCCCGGUACGCGGUCGCCACUCGAGGACCUUUCCGCCCCAACGGCCAUCGGUCCUGCGAUUAGAUGACAAUACAAUAUUAUGGUACCAUCGAGCUGGUCUGAUGAUGGGACUGAAAGGUGGCUGAUGAAACCUUGGUCUGCCUACUAGUAAACAUAUCGAGUUUGGGCUCAUUAGAUUCGUCUUAACAUGUUCUGUUCAUUUUCCCGGUGAUGACUGAAACUAAAAAGAGUAAAAUAAAUUAGUGGCUUACUCUAAGGCCCUAAUGAAGUGAACAGACAGUAUAUUUUUGGCUUUUUAGUGCAGUAAAUAAAAGCGUGUUUUUAGUUUUUUAAACUAUUUUUUUUUUAAUAAAUUUCAUUAUAACACUCCUUCGCUUUUUAAAUCCCUUCCGCGCUGAAAGAUUACUCAUCAGACAGCCACAAUUUUCACUGCUUGAUGCAUGGUACAUAUUAUGAAUUUCAAAAAAAGAACAUUGUCAUUCACGCGCGUUUCACUACCACAACGUUGAAACUUGAUGAAUUUUCAAUUCUUAGAAUACAUUUGUCGUUCUAAGAAUGAAGGUUUCAGAAUUUUUUAUAGCGGAUUCAUAUCAUGGAUGUAGAUAAAGUCUUGUAUGCAACUGUUCGUAAUUACCUAGGUAUUAAAAUACUAAUGUGAUACUAUUAUCAUAAACCAUAUUAUGAUAAACCCACAUUCGUAUUUUAAUACGCAUUUUACAACAGUUGCAUAAGUAAAUAUUAUUAUUUUGCGCGGGUGAUUCAAACACAAUGGCGACUGUGAAGUUAGCGUAAUUCGCGGUGCGGUGAACAAAAUGUAGGGUCAUUGACAGGAGGGCGUUGCUGGUAAAACAAGUGGUGAAAUGAGAUACAUAUUAAAUAUGUAAAAUCUCACUAAAGUAAGUGUUAUAAUUAAUAACAACUCGGAAAGAGUAAUAGGAAAUAUAAAAGUCUUAUUUGCACCUUCCUGUACUAAUAAAAGGCUUUUAUAUCUGUACAAGCCAUUUUAAUUAUAUCUUCUUAAGUUUUGCAUUCCGAGUCGAUGCACUCUAAAAGUCUAAACUGCUGACACAGUUGACCCAGUAAUUAUUUUAAGAAGGAAAUUUUACAUUUUAAGAUAGUGCAAUAAAGGCAUUCACAUCAUAUUGACGUAUUUUGAUAAUUAUCUCCCGACGAUCGUCUUGUGACGUCAUUGACAUAUUGACAGUCGUUAGGGUCCUAGUAACGGCCCCUACAAUACCUUUUUAAAUUAGUUCUGAUUUCGGCCGCGCGCCACAAGAACUUGGGUCACCUUCGAUCAACUCGAAGUUGGUCACACUCGCUCGGAAGUUGCGCUCGCUGCUUACUUCACAGCUGUCAUAUAGUUUGAAUCACAUUAUAACUCAUAUAUUCAAACGUCAACAGGCCCGCACUCAAGGAGUCAUGCCUAUAAUAAUAAAGAAGAGAUCUUAUUUCCUUCUGUUUUGAACUUUUAAUUAAGUUAACUGCAACAUAGAAUAAUUAUGUGAUAAUAAAUAAAACAGACACUGAGACUUCACAAAUCUUAUAAUGUCCUAAAUUUUAUUUAUUUAAAGGAGUAGUGCUUAUGUAUAGUUGAAGGAAUUUAUAUUUACUUGUUGUUCCUCGUUUGAUACGUAUAUUUAAGAUAUUUCCUAUAAUCACAAAGAAAUACUCUUUAUUUGGUAUCAGUUGAUUUAUUACCCAACUUUUAACGAGACUAUUAACUUUAAACCAGUGUCCACAAGAGUAAAUAGCGUUGUUACUAAACUAGCGUAUAAUGGAGCUCAUCAUGCCAUACAAAACGGUGCUUACUAAAUCUAAUGAUAAAGAUUUAGUUAUUUUUUUUAAAAAGCAUGUAACUGCUUAAUGUUUAAAUCUAAAGAAAAUAUAACUAGAAAAAAUUCCACGCGGACCAGGCAGCAGCAUUAUAACUAUAAUUGCUAUUUCUUCUUUCAAAUGUUUAAUACUUGUAUAAGUAUUCAUUUGACAUUGUGGGUUACCUAUAAUGCGAAGAGAUGGCGAUGCCUUGCAGUUUAAGAAUGGCUAGAGGAAUUUCGAUGCGGUCCGCGAGGACCGCGGUAGCAUAAUUGGUCAGUGCAUUCGCCCGGAUUGCGAAGGGUGCGGGUUCGAGUCCCGUCUGCUGCCUGGUCCGCGUGGAAUUUUUUCUAGUUAUAUUUUCUUUAGAUAAAGAUUUAAUUAGAAUCGUUUUGGUUUCAACUGCCAUCAACGUCAGCAGACAGGGUAUUUCAUUCCACCAUCAGUCGAACAAAUUUUAAAUUUUAUCUCAUCAUAUCUCAUGAAGUAAAUAUGAUUGUCAUUCUUUGCUAUUUGAUAAAUAUUAAUAGCAUUGUAUGAAUUAUAGAAAUUUAGAAGGUGCAUUAUAUAUUUGUUUCUUAGGUUUUCACGCACAUCACUCAUUAAAUAAAACUAGUUUUAACGGGUUAAUGCACGUACUUUAUUUAUUUAUUUAUUGACGUUUCGCAGCCUUUUCAGGUCUGCAUAUUCAGAUUAAUGAUUUUUUAUUUACUUUUUAAAGCUACCGUCGAAAAACGAAACGUCAAUAAAUAAAGUUUGUGCAUUAACCCGUUAAAACUAGUUUUAUUUAAGUAAAGGUGCAUUAUUAUCAAAUGCUUGCACCUGCUCGGAGAUAAAUCGAAAGUUCAAUCACGCGGCUGCAUUUGUUUCAAGUAUAAAUGGAUUUUAUUUUGACAAUGUUGCGCAGUAUUUAGUGUAAAAGUUACAGACUCUAAAUAAGCCUGCGAACUUUAGUUGUAGUAUAGGUAAUAUGUAUAUAGUUAUAGAUGACCGCAGCUCAAAGAGCGUGCGAGCGAUGUGAUAAACUUGUACCAAAAGACAAGGUAGGCGACUUGCAGCUUAGAAAUACUGUUCUCUGAUAUGGAGUAGAAGCAAGCCAUUGAAUGCUCCAUGACUAAAGGCAUUUGUAUUACUAUCAGAGAUGAGCAUCUCUAAAACUGUCAAUCGCAUCUCUGUGGGACGUAAUAGUGUAACUUUAACUCCUUCCGCGAAAUUAGCUUAAAUAAUGUCAUAUUGACACUUGCUUAAGUUUUGAACGGCUUCGCGGAAAGAGUUGAAGUAGAAAAAUAGCCCACUGACCAAGGGUGACCGAUAACAACCAAAAAUUUUCUUUGUAUCUACCGACGGCCAUAUAUUUAGUUACCAGAAAAUGUAUAUUUGCUCAAUAGAUUUUGAAUCUUAAAACAAUCUAAAUAAAGCUCGAAUUCGCAUAAAUUUGGAUAAGUUGACAUGUGGCUGUGCGUAAAAUCUUUUGUAUGAAAUAUGAGUUUAGUUAGUGUUCAGAAACGAUGGUCGUAUCGGUUCUCUUUCGCAGCAGACAGCAGCGCCCCUAGCGGAAACUGAAGUUCCAAAGUUUUGGUUUUUUCUUAAUUAUUCUCCUAGUAUGUGGAAAGUUAUAGAUCUUAUCAUCUCUUAUCUAUUAGACAAGUCCGUCCGUCCGUCUAUCUGUGGUGCUGUUUCAGCGGCCAAACCGUAAGAGAUAGAUAAAGAGAAUGUUUAAGUUAUAAGUUAAGAAUAGUCUGAUAAGACUACAAACCGGAUUUGAGUAACGUAGCACUUCCGGUUUUCGAGAAAUCACGAAUUUCAAACGAAACCACACAAAAUCCCCGAAGUUCUCAAUUAAUUAAAUACAUUUUUUUUUGGUGAACAUUUGGUUCACUGGUUUGCUAGUUGAGUUAUAAUUUGCUGCAAAUAAAAUUAAUAACUAUUUAUUGAUUUAUUUUACAUGGCAUCCUAUAACUUAUACUCUAAUUAGCUCCGUUGUGGGAGAUAAAUAAAGUCGAUUAUAGUUUUCGAAUACUUUCAAAACUCAUAUUGUUUUAAACUUUCAUGGUCACUAACACUAACAUUAUAGUAAUAUAAGGUUUUUGCAGGAUUGUUACCAUGUACCUUGUUUCUUCUGCCAAUAACAUCUACCCGCAAUUACUUCAGUUACUCCGUGAUCAUGGCGCUUGCAACAGUGCCGAAAUAUCGGAAACUCGCUUAAAACAAGGUACAUGGUAACAAUCUCGUAAAUAACUUAUAUUACUAUAAUUUCAAAACUCAUGUUGUUAUUAAAAUAAAAUGCAAUCGACUUCUGGUCAAUAUUAAUUUAAACAUGAAUUCUAUAUACGUUUUUUAAAGAAACUGUUGUAAAAAAAGCCCUUUUUAAUUACUACAAUGUCAGAUAUUUGUAUGUGGGUGGAUAAAUAGCGGCCCUUUAAAAUUGUUAAUUUGUGAAAUACUUAAUAAGGUGGGUCUCACUAUGGCCGUUGAGCUUUUCCAUUGAUAGGCGACCUCCGUGGCCGAGUGGUUUGUACGCCGGGUUUUAUGGUGUCGCCGGCUCGAGAGGUCCCGGGUUUGAAUCCCGGUGGGGGCAGAUGUUUGUGUGAUGAAUACGAGCAUUUGUACUCCAGUCAUGGAUGUUUAAUAUGUAUUUCUAUUUACGUAUACUUAUAUAUGUACAGUCAUCAUCAGCCUAUUAAUGUCCCCACUGCUGGGGCACAGGCCUUCCCUAUGGAUGGAAUAGGGAGAAUGGGCCAUGACCCACCACGCUGGCCCAGUGCGGAUUGGUGGGUGCACAGUACAGUAUAUAUAUUCUAUCCGUUACCCUAGUAUACCUAUAACACAAGCUUUCUUUGGGGCUAGGCUAAUUGGUGUGAGUGUUGGAAAUAUUUAUUGUUUAUUUACCGUUGCGUGUUUAUUCCGCGACUAAUCGCGGCCAGGAAGACGCAUGUUUAGUUCAAUAAUUCUUGACUCGAUGUUAUUGAUAUUGUUAUCUUUAUAUUCUUUUUGAUGUCGCUUUUGCCAAUUUAUAUACAGUUUUUAUUCUACACCAGACGAUUUGGAAACGCUGCAAAUAGGAAUAAUGAGACAUUUUGUAGAAGAUGAGUUACACUACUAUCAUUUGUUAUUUCGUAAUAGUACAGUCAAUCUGUCGAAAAAAAUAUCGUUUCAGUGAAAAAAAAACCUAAAGGGUAAGUCUUGUUUUUUCUGUUGCCAAAUGACGUCAGUAAGCCACCUUGGCGAUGGGCAUGUUCAACUCGUAGGCGUUUUUUAAAAAACUCAAAAAAACCCUCAAAAAUUUUUUGAUACGCAUUUUUCUUGUUUUGUAUGCAUUUUAGAAACUUUUUUUUCAACCAUAAUUGUAGAGGGCGUUGAGUACUACAAUUAAAAUGUCAUUGUUGCAAUCUCAUACAACAAAAAAUGCGCAUUGUAGGUGGCGCUAAAGUCUCAAAAAAGUGUUUUUUCACUUUUUCAUCCAGAAAAUAUCAUUUUAAUGGAAAACUUUAAAUGGAAAAGUUGUUCCGUACAUAAUUACCAACAACUUUUGUAUAAACAAUUUUUUUUGUAUUAUUUACCGUUUUCAAGUUAUAAAUUGCGCAGGUAUGAAAAAUCCAAUAGAGCGGUUUUUGGGCAGUUUAAGUACACAUUUGCAGUGCACAUUUCAAUAUACGUUUAUACUAUUAUUUUUUUUCAUUUUUAUUUUUUUUUCAAUCACAAAAAAAAAUAAACAAUAGUAAAACGUACAUUGAAAUGUGCACUGCAAAUGUGUACUAGAACUGCCCAAAACCGCUCUAUUGGAUCUUCAUACCUGCGCAAUUUAUAACUUGAAAACGGUAAGUAAUACAAAAAAAUUGUUUAUACAAAAGUUGUUGGUAAUUAUGUACGGAACAACGUUUCCAUUUAAAGUUUUCCAUUAAAAUGAUAUUUUCAGGGUGAAAAAGUGAAAAAACAUUUUUUUGAGACUUUAGCGCCACCUACAAUGCGCAUUUUUUGUUGUACGAGAUUGCAACAAUGACAUAAAUUGUAGUACUCAACGCCCUCUACAAUUAUGGUCGAAAAAAAAGUUUCUAAAAUGCAUACAAAACAAGAAAAAUGCGUUUCAAAAUUUUUUUGAGAUUUUUUUUUUGAGUUUUUCAAAAAACGCCUACGAGUUGAACAUGCCCAUCGCCAAGGUGGCUUACUGACGUCAUUUGACAACAGAAAAAACAAGACUUACCCUUUAGGUUUUUUUUUCACCACUCAACCUACAGAUGGACUGUACUAUAAUUCAAUGGGAGGUGAGAUAGUUUAAAAAAAAGUGCAGUCUGCAUUACCACUGCUAUGAAUAAUGAUAAUAGUGAGAUCCACCCACUUUAGUGUUAUAAUAUUCGUUUUACAAGUUUAUAAAACUUUUUUUGGAAAUAUUUAUAUUGAUUGUUGUAAAUGUUUAAGGUCAUCCCCGUUACUUAUC
Chilo suppressalis (striped riceborer) is the source of this 9575-nucleotide messenger RNA. Lineage: Eukaryota; Metazoa; Arthropoda; Insecta; Lepidoptera; Crambidae. The record is from the annotation of a GenBank genome assembly.